CUGGCGGAUGUGACGUUGCGGGCCGCUGGGUUGCUGCGCAGUUCUCCGGAGAGCAGCGAACGAGGGAGCGGGACUGGAAGGAGCAGCCGGGAGGGACCUGCAGCCACAGCAGCAGCGGCAGCCGCUCCAGGCUCGGCCUCCUCCCGCCUCAGCCACCGAGCGCGAGAGAGCCACAGCCGAGCCGGGGCCGCCGCUGCGACAAAUCGCCGCAGUCUGUUACUGAAAUCAUGAAUCCUGUCUAUAGUCCUGGAUCUUCUGGGGUUCCCUAUGCAAAUGCCAAAGGAAUUGGUUAUCCAGCUGGAUUCCCAAUGGGCUAUGCAGCUGCUGCUCCUGCCUAUUCUCCUAAUAUGUACCCUGCAGCAAAUCCUACAUUCCAAACAGGUUAUACGCCAGGCACACCAUAUAAAGUCUCCUGUUCACCCACAAGUGGUGCAGUGCCUCCCUAUUCUUCAUCACCCAACCCCUACCAAACUGCAGUGUAUCCGGUUCGAAGUGCCUAUCCACAGCAGAAUCCAUAUGCACAGGGCACUUACUAUACACAGCCUUUGUAUGCAGCACCACCCCACGUAAUUCAUCACACUACAGUUGUGCAGCCCAAUGGAAUGCCAGCAACUAUGUAUCCAGCACCAAUUCCACCCCCUAGAGGAAAUGGUGUCACCAUGGGAAUGGUUGCUGGGACCACAAUGGCAAUGUCAGCAGGUACUUUGUUGACAACACAUUCCCCAACUCCUGUAGCCCCACACCCUGUUACGAUGCCUACUUAUCGGGCCCCAGGAACUCCAACUUAUAGCUAUGUGCCCCCACAGUGGUGAUUACCAGGCAGUGUUUGAAGAUGGGAGAUAUGCAAUCAAGUAACUGAGGUUUAAAAGUUGGUGCUGAAGCCCUCAUGCCUCCAACCAGGACUUACUUCUGAUGCUUGCAACCCUUUGCUAAACACUAAUUCCAGAUCACUGAAGAUUUCCCAGUGCUGCAUAUCUUACAUCUUGGAACUCCAGUUAGUCUUAAAGCAAAUCCUGUUUUGUGGACUGUCUUGCAAUUUUUUAGCUAAUUAUAAUGAUUAAAGGGAGUAUAAAUUUAUUGAUCAUAUCUAGUUGAAUGCAUGUUUAAGAAACACACAAAGCUUGCUCAAUCUACCUGCUGUGACUGAUGCAAAAACCGUCAUAUGCAAAAUCCAAAGGAGCCGAGAAGUAUUUUACAAUUUGUUUUACUAAUGCACUGUUGUAAUGUAUGCAGGGUCUUAAAAGGUAGAAUUGUGAAAGUGAUUCUUUUUUCAUAGAAAAAAACACACUAUACAUUAGGAAGUGCUUUAACCUUUUAAGGUUGAUGAUGGCACCAUUUGAAGGGGCAACAUAAAGUGAUAUUUUCCUUUCCUAAUUCAGUGACUGGAAAAGGAGUUUGUAGUUUGUAGAGAUCUUACAGAGGAUCUGUUUACCAUGCGUCCCUUUUCCAUUUCCAUUUUUUCGAUUCAGUGUUACAUGGACAUUCUUAAGGAUAAUUGUACAAGAAAUAUCGUAUGGUCAUCAGUGAACAAGAGCAGCAUGUCGCUGUCUGAAUCAUUAAGGCAUACUUUAUUAGAUUAUUAGGUGGGAACCUCCGAGAAAAAUCACAGAUUCAGAUUAUUGAUGUGACGUCCAGAAGACUUCCACACUGCCAUUUGGCUUCAAUAUUUCCCCCUAAGAGAAAGUACUAGUCCUUAUCAGCUGAAAAUGUUGUAAUUUAGACCAGCUUGCUUUUGUAAAAAUGUACUAAUGCCAGAAUAUUUGUUCAGUAGGAGGGUAUUCAGCUAUGUGUUCUAAAGUAAGUUUCCAUGUUUAAUAUUUAAAGGGGAACAAACAAUUUUGAACAGCUUUUUUAUUGGCUUGAUUUCCUUGCAGCAUGGAUUAUGAACAAACUGUAACAAAAGGAGUGUCAGGAUGCUAGAGUUUUCCCCCAGAAAUUUGGUACUAAAUUAGAAAGUGAUCAAGUAUAGAGAUAUUCAUUGGAGACAGUAUUUUUGGUGUUAAACUUCGCAUAACCUCUUUUGGCCUCCUAAAAUUGCAUUUGGAAAACUGAAUUAAGGAAGCAGAUGCAGUAUUUCAUUUCAGAGAACCACUUCUGAACUCUGCUGUGGCUUGAGUUUUUACAGGAUUACCUCAGUCAAUGCUCUGGGGAUAUAGGGCUAGUUUUGGAACCUUUUUAUGUACCAAAAUUAUUAUGAUUCUAUAGGUGUGGGUUUUUUUAAGUUUCAUUGCUAAAUGCAAUCAAGGGCUUUCUUUAAAUUGGCAUAAUUUAGGAAUACAGUAAUUGGACAUUUUCCCAAUACUUUUUUGCCAGCAAUAAAUUUGUGCAGUAAAUGGUUGUAAAUGCCAUUCCCUUUUAAGGUUGAUAAUUUCUGCAUAGCAUCUUCAUAGUACAUUUGCAAGGCUUUUAAAAUUGUGAAAUAUGAAUAUCACCUUUGCUUUAUUUUGGGAUGAUAUAUUGGGGGUGAUCAGUCUUUUAAUCAGAUUUGGUAGCUACUUCAUUGUAGCAUGCAUACUGAUUUUAAUGCUGCUCUCCCAGCAUUUCCUAGUGUAAGAGACUUUUGCACCUCACAACUCAGUAGAGGUCAGGGCCUUUAUGGCUUAAUUUAUUUGCAAUAAGCCCUCUUCAAUUUUUUUUAAUGUUGGGUUUUAUAGUUUAUUUUCCAUAGGGGAUCCCCCCCCCCCGGGGGGGGACCCAAAAGCCUUUAGCACAACAAAAAACAAAGUUACUUUAAAUCUUAAUCUUGGGUGCUUGUUGCUGUCGGGAACCUUCUGUGUGGAAGACGGAAGAGCUUUCCCCUCCCAUUUGAGUCUGUACUGCUUAGGAUGAGUCUGCUAUCUAUUCUGUGUGAGAAAUCAGUUCACAGCCUGCUCCACAGAACUGUAAUCGCUUGAUAUGGACAGAAGUCCAAUUUAGCGACGCUCAAGUAAACAAAAAUAUCUCUUGCCACAUAGAAUAAUUGGGAGUUUUGGAACAAGUCUAUACUGGGAAAGUGAAAUGAAAUCCACUCGUUUGAGUCCCUUACAUCUACCCUGAACUCCUUCUGCUCAUGCAGCACUCGGUGAAUGGUAACGACAAAAUUAUAAUUUAUUUUCCUAUUUCACACUUCGAAAUGCUUCCUCUUACUUUCUGGACACAAUAGCAAGUUGCAUCCUUUAGGUGAUCUCACUUGAGCACUUUCUUCUAACUUGUGUUAUGGGAUUCAUCUGCAAGGAAGGAAAAGUACCGGUUGCAAAAGAUAACUGCACCUUCCAGCAAUUCUAAUCUGUGGGUGGGAGGGAGAAGAGAGGGCAUUUUACUGGAGGUGGCUCUAUGCUUCCAGUAGACUCACUAGGGAAGUAACCAAAAGCACAGUGAUGAGGGGUGUAUAUAGCUUGGUAUAUUGUUGCAAAUAAUAAAAAAGCAUGAAUAUGAAACUGAAAGUUUGUACUUCAAGUGAGGUUACAGGCAGCAGAGGGAUAAUGAGGAUCUUCUCCUUCUGCUUGUUCUGCUCCCUGUUUAGAGUUCCUGUGGGAAGAAUGUGUAUGCGUGGGUGUGUGUGGGUGAGUGUUGUAAAACCUCAGAUUCAUAGUAUGUAGCUGGGUUGGAACUCCCCAAAAACUUUAAAAGGGGGACCUUAUGCAGUAAAGACAAGGCUCACAUCAAGCUGCUGGCAAGUGAAUGCAGCCAAUAUGCUUAUCCAUUUGAACUGCAUAAAUAAUCAGCAAUAACCGAGAAAGUAAAAGUUCUGGACUCUACUUCAAACAUUAUGUGUUUAAACAACAUUAAGGUAUAGUUUAGCAGAAGUUUGUAAAACAGGUAACAUCCAACAUAGCAUUACACUGAAUUAUUUUAGUCUAAACCUGUUGAAAUAAACAGGAUUAGAUUAGAGUGAUUCUGUAUAGGAUUAGACUGAGAGUAUCAUAAGUGUCAGAAAAAAAUUGCAUUAUGUGGAACUACUGUUUGCCCAAAAAACUGGUAGAUGUAGUCAGCAGGUGUUAGCACUAACCAAAUAAGAGGAAGCUAAUAAAGCCUUCAUUAAUUCUGGCUAUAAAUGUUUAACUAAAAACCAUUGUUGAGGAUACACAAAUCUAAGAAGUACUCUGAGAAGCUUAUAAAGUAAGCAUAAAAGGUGUGUUUAGUGUUGUGAUCGUGAUAAUGGGGGGUUGGGAAGGACGGGGAUUCACAAUAGCUAAAUUUCUAAAAACCAAAACGCCACUUAGAAUUCUAAUCUGUCUGACUAAAACUCAUGGUACAGCAUUUGCAUCAAAACAUUUCAUUUGUGAAUUGGCUUCUCUGACCAGUCUUAAUUUCUGUGGUGAAAUCAGAACUGGCAAGGCAAAUAGUUUACUUCUUUAACAAGAACUUGCCACAGCUUGAGCACAGUAUUGUAAAGCAGCUUUAACUUUGCCCUGGUUAAAAUGCAGGAAUCUUAGAGGGAUUCUCUUGUUAUAUAUAAAACAGAAUACUUGUGAAAUUUGCUUAGAUGGAAGUUGACAUUUUUACACAAAUAUCCAAGAUUUAGUGGCUGCUUCUAAUAAUAAUAAAAAAAUUGGUUAAAAAAAAGAGCUUUAACGCUCUCGCUGGUCAACCAUGUCACCAUGUGGACUCCCCAAUAGAUGCAAGGAUUAGCAUAACCUUUUUCAUUGGGUAACCCUGGUAGGAAACAUCAAGGGACGUGAACCUAUCCCAGUAGUAAACAAAUGCCUUUUCUGUCUUUACAUGUUGAUCACAGCACCCAUAAAUCCAGAGCUUUGUAUAAGUAUCGAUGCAGACAUGGAGCUUCUCUGAAAGCUGCUGCCUUUUCCAGUUGACUUUAGUGAAGUGAAUUGUUACUAGUUGCUUUCUAGUUGCCACCCCAUCGAGCUCCAUGUGUUCAUUGAGACAUCUAUGAAGAAUCUUUGUGGUUGGUGCAAGUUUUCAGUAGAGGCAGAGAAAAAGAAAGGUUAUAUCAAAGUUGGAAGCCUAUUUUGCAUUAGUAUAUCAUAUUUAGGGGUUUAAGCUUUGACUUUUCCCACCUAUUUGAAAUUAUUUCACUUCUAAUUAUAGGAACAGAGAGGGACAGAGAGGAGCAUUUGACCCUUUCUGGUGUGAUAGAAAAAAAAUUGUGUAUCUCAGUGUCAGCAGCCAACUCAACAUAUCAAAGUAUUCUGAACAGUUUAACCUCUAAUUAUCCAGCAUCAGUGUCUAUGUGACUUGUUUCCAAUCUGGUGUGACUUUUUGAGCACUUAGCAAGCAAACUGGGGAAGCUUCAUUUAGCUUGCUGCUGUACAGACUUGUUUUUAGUAGAACGGAUUUGUUAGUGGGAUUUUAUUGUAGUGCUAUUAUUGGCUGCCCUUGUGGGGUGAAAGGGGGAGUGCAUGCAACAGAGGUUCAAGAGGCCCCAGUAUAGUGUUUGUUAUAAAAUAGGCACAGGUUUCCUUUUUUGAUAACUUUUUUUUAAGAAGAAAAACUGUCUUAACAGUUGUAUUGGUACUUUUUUCCAAGUUUAGGUCAAUGUUGUCUUCCAGAACAAGUUUAAAGCAUCACGUCCGCAUUGAACUAUUGCAUCAACACUUAGAAGUGGCAAUUCCAUUCUGAGCCAAUUGUGUAAAAUUCAUUUUUAUUUUUAUGCAAUCCAAUGAGUAGAUGAGCUCAGAGUUAAAUUCUUAAAAGCACGUUUAUGUAACAGGAAUUGUUAUGUAUUAAUACUUCAGUUUUCAAUAAAGAUUGACUGUGUUGCUUAA
Messenger RNA from Sphaerodactylus townsendi, 5705 nucleotides. It is a transcript of the gene FAM168B, whose product is annotated as family with sequence similarity 168 member B. The coding region runs from base 228 to 812 and encodes 194 amino acids. Lineage: Eukaryota; Metazoa; Chordata; Lepidosauria; Squamata; Sphaerodactylidae. The transcript is spliced from 7 exons. The record is from RefSeq and is a predicted model, not a curated record.